AUGUCACAGCCAUGGGACUAUAUUGCGAAACUUGUCUGUAUCGGUGAUUCUGGGACCGGCAAGUCCAGUUUGACGAUUCGACUCUGCGAGGGACGCUUCUCAUCUAGUCACGAUGUUACUAUCGGCGUGGAGUUUGGAUCUCGCAUUGUCCCAGUCGGCCCUCCAGCUUCAAAAAAUUUCGAGAUAGAUUUCUUCGACAAUGAUGAUCCAUCCUCGACGCCGCCAGCUUCAUCAUUGCCAGCGACAAUCGGUUCCCAUCCGCUAGUUGCGUCAGGGCUCCCUAGCCCUCCGCGGAGGCCGCAAGAGACUCAACCGCAGAGAAAGAUGAAGCUCUCGCUCUGGGAUACAGCAGGACAAGAGACUUACAAAUCUAUCACUCGUUCUUAUUUCCGUGGCGCUUCAGGUGCUUUGCUCGUCUUCGAUAUCACCCGUCCUUCGACAUUCAUCUCUUGCACUCAAUGGCUUCAUGAUCUUAGACAGAUCGCAGAAGAUGGCAUCGUCGUAAUCCUUGUUGGCAAUAAAAGCGAUCUUGCCGAAGUGGAUACCGAAGUCAAUCAGAGGCGUGUCACUAGACGAGAGGCAGAGGAGUGGUGCCGACUGAACAACGUUGUCCGCUACGUAGAGACCAGUGCGAAAUCUGGCGAUGGCGUUGAGCGCGCCUUUCUCGAAGUCGCCGAGAGGAUCUAUCGCAAUAUUGAAGCAGGGAAGUACGACUUAAACGAUCGUCGAAGUGGUGUUAAAGGGUUCGGGGCUACAGGGGGGAUAGGGACUGGGGUACCAAAGACCAUUACAUUGGGAUUGAACGAUGCAAUGCGCAGUAGCGGAAAUGGUUGGAGUGGAGCUUGCUGUUAG
Molecule: messenger RNA, 852 nt
Organism: Aspergillus clavatus NRRL 1
Lineage: Eukaryota; Fungi; Ascomycota; Eurotiomycetes; Eurotiales; Aspergillaceae
Product: secretion related GTPase SrgD
Exons: 2
Coding region: 1-852 (283 amino acids)
Biological process (GO): regulation of endocytosis
Cellular component (GO): endosome
Molecular function (GO): GTP binding; GTPase activity
Source: RefSeq, a predicted model, not a curated record